Molecule: messenger RNA, 822 nt
Organism: Mycotypha africana
Lineage: Eukaryota; Fungi; Mucoromycota; Mucoromycetes; Mucorales; Mycotyphaceae
Product: ubiquitin-60S ribosomal protein L40
Exons: 3
Coding region: 302-688 (128 amino acids)
Biological process (GO): translation; protein ubiquitination; modification-dependent protein catabolic process
Cellular component (GO): ribosome; nucleus; cytoplasm
Molecular function (GO): protein tag activity; ubiquitin protein ligase binding; structural constituent of ribosome
Source: RefSeq, a predicted model, not a curated record
CGGAUUUAGGUAACGGAAAAGUGAACAAAGGAUAGAAGUUCCUUCUCUGUUCAUUACUGUCUGUAAAGGUAGAGUAAUCUAUGUCAUCAAUCCAUCAAUCAAUAAUUAUCAUCAAUUAGUAUACAUCCAUCCGAAAACAUUACACAGUGUAAAACAGUCAAUAUAUUACAGAUGGCUUGUAGAAAUAACGCCAAACUUCAUUGAUGACGAUUAUAUUAUGGAAAGGAUAAAAAGUUAAUGCCAGCAAGGUCUCCUAACCAAAAUUACCCAUUUGUUUUUGGCAUUAUAGAAAUCGCUUACUAUGCAGAUUUUCGUUAAGACUCUUACUGGCAAGACUAUCACUUUGGAAGUCGAGAGCUCCGACACCAUUGAUAAUGUCAAGCAAAAGAUUCAAGAUAAGGAAGGUAUCCCUCCUGAUCAACAACGUCUUAUCUUCGCUGGUAAGCAAUUGGAAGACGGUCGUUCCUUGAGUGAUUACAACAUCCAAAAGGAAUCCACCCUUCACUUGGUCCUCCGUCUCCGUGGUGGUAUCAUUGAACCCUCUCUUAAGGCUUUGGCUUCCAAGUACAACUGCGACAAGAUGAUCUGUCGUAAGUGUUAUGCUCGUCUUCCUCCCCGUGCCACCAACUGCCGUAAGAGAAAGUGUGGUCAUACCAACCAACUCCGUCCCAAGAAGAAGCUCAAAUAAGCUAUUUCGCUUCGUUUUUCUUAUAUGCUUAUAUGCAGAGGGAGGCUUUUACAAUAUUGCUCUACGUAUGUUUUUCCUCUCUUUAAUAUAAUGUGUCUCAAUAAAAUUUGACGAAAAGUAGAAAUUACACAAUA